AUGAAAAAAAAGGAGAGUCCGUUCCUUGGCAUAGAUAAUCCUGCCUAUAGUUAGAAUAUAUCAUCUCCUAGAUUUGAGGAAUUAUUGUCAAUUUACUCUAAGGAUAAUGAAAUAGAACAACCGAUAGAGGAAGCAUUAAAAGAUAAAAGAAAAAUUUUUGUGAGAAAUAAUUUUGGAGCAUUGAAUGAUGGUCAUAAAGAAGAAAGUUUUGAGGAUGAUUAUUAUUUGAGUAGUGUUAGGUAAUUUAUUUAUUGGAUCAUAUAAGUGAUAACAGAUUUGAUCAAGAAUCUGCAAGAUCAAGAACAAAUUCUUUGAUAAGAGAAUAAAGAAGUCUUAGUAUUUCGAAAAAUUUAUAGAUAAAUUAGAGUUCUAAUAAAAAAGUAAAUACAGGAUUAAUAAUUGAUUAGACAUUCAAUUUAUAAGUAUAGGGAGUAAAGUCGAGCUCAAAUAUUGAUAAAUACUAAAGCUUUGUACAAUAAUUUGAAUUGGAUGAAAAUAAAAUAAGAAAGAAUAAAGAACUAUUAUAGUAAAAAAGUAAUCAAACUAAUGAGCUUUCAUCUAAAAGGAACAGUGGAAUAAAAGAAGACAAAAUUGGGUAAAAAUUUAAUAUAAUUUAUAUAUUAGAUUAAAUAAGAUAUGGGCAGUGAAGGGAUUUAUAAUAAUAAGAUUAGUAUCUAGAUUUAUUCAAUAACUAAAGACAAAAACUGAAACCAUAAAAUUUAGACUAUUAACAAAAAAAAUAUUUUCUGUAAUUGGAGAUUUGUCUAGUAAUUUUGAAUAUAUUUUAAUAUCUCGAUAAAUUAAGUAGAAACCCAGUAUAUUCUUAAUUUUGAAAUAUAAUUUUUAGAAAAGAGCAACAAAGCUUCUACAUUACUUAGAAAAUUGUUAAGAUUUCUUAAGCAGAAAUAUAAUAGUAAUUAGACCUGAUAGUAAAUUUAAAAUUAUUUGGGAUAUCUUGUUAUUACUCUUUAUUGUAAUGAAUAUAUUUUACAUACCUAUAAAUAUCAGUUUCAAUAUUUCAACUUAAGGAGUAUUUGAAUACUUAUUUGAUUUGUUACCAUCAUGGAUUUUUAUAGCUGAGAUAAUUAUUAAUUUUAAUACUGCCUAUUAUGAUAAGGGUUUGAUGCAUGAAGAUCGAAAAUCAAUAGUGAAACAUUAUUUAAAAGACAAUUUCUUUUGGGAUUUAGUUGUUGUAAUACCAUUUCUAAUGUCAAAUAUGAACAUACCAUUUGUUAGAUAUGCUUUAUUACUUCGAUUGACUAGACUAGCUCCUUUAAUGGAGAGCAUUGAAGAAAUUCUAAAUUUGAAGGUAUGAAAAAACUAAUAUGUUUAGGAGAGUAUCCAAAUUAUUGUUGAUCUUUUAAAACUCAUCUUUUUUCUUGUUUUAACAGGUCAUUUCUGUGGAUGUGCAUGGCAUUUUGUUGCAUUAACAGAAUAUGAAUCUUUUGGUAUAACAGAUAAUUGGUUAACUCAUUAUGACAGAUAGGCUUUUGAAUAUCAUUGGUUCGAUAGAUAUAUAAUAUCUCUUUAUUGGAGUGUAAUCACAACAGUUACUGUUGGAUAUGGGGAUAUUGUACCUGUGACAACUUUUGAAAGGAUUUUUGUAAUUAUUGUAACAUUACUGCUUUGUGGAGUAUUUGGAUAUUGUAUUUCAAAUAUAGGAAAUAUAUUUAAAUAGAUGUCUGAUAAGAAGACUACUUAUAAAUUUAAACUACGUCAAAUACAUUAACAUAUUAGAAAAAGAGGUCUUAAUUUAAAUUUGUCAUUAAAAGUAAUGAUUUAAAUUUAUACUCUAGGUCAAAAAGUAUUUUGAAUACUUUUUCUAACUUGAACAAGAAGAAGAUAGUCAUACAGAGAUAUUUAUUACUCAAUUAACUAAACAUUUAAGAGAAGAGGUUUUAACAGAUUUAUAUUGCAAUACUCUUAAAAAAUCAAGAUUUCUUAGAGACAAUUUUAAAGAAUUAACAAUCAAUAAUCUAUGUUAAUUCGUUAAAGAGAAGAAAGUAUUACCAGAAGAAGUUUUGUAUUCUAGAUUCGAUUAACCAACAAAAAUUUGGUUUGUACUUACAGGAGCUUUAGAAUUUGUAGCAGAUCAUAAAAGUAAAUUAAUUAUAUGAAUAAUAAUAGAUGAAAAUGAUUAUUAUGAAGCCACUGAAACUUUUCUCAAAAAAGUAAAUUCUGGGUAAUAUAUUUGAUCUAAUUUUAGAGCAGUAUUAGGAGAGAGAGAAUUCAUAAUACAGUAACCAUAUGAAUACAAAGUAAGAGCAUUAAAAUUUACUUAAAUGGCUUAUAUUGAGUAAUUAAUUUAUUGAUAGUUUCAAUAGUUAUGAGGAUUUUAUUAAUGUUAUUAGUGAAAAUGAUUCAGAAUAUGAAAUAUUUUGUAUGAAGAGAGAUAGAUUAUUAUUUGAACCUUAAUUUAAAGGUUCUGGAAAUGUGUGUGAAAUUUGUGAAUGGACUCACAAUUUUAUAUAGUAAUAAUAUAUAUUAAUAUUAUAAGAUGUCCAUUUGUAUUCUUGUAACCAAAUAUAAAUAAAAUAUCCAGUAGUUUCACAACAGUUAGGUUAAAUAAUAGGAUUAAAUUUCCAUAUCGACAUACAAUGAAAUCAAGAACAAGAGAAACUCUAAAUGGUGUAUAAGAAGGAGCACUAAAAAUAUUAGUUGGAAAUUUAACUGAAUAGUAAAUCAAUAAUUUUAUUAUAGAGAAUAUACUGAUGAAUAUUUAGUAUCUUUAGGAUUUUAAUUGACAUAAAAAAUAGAAUUAGAUUAAUAAAUUCCAGAUGAAACAUCUAAAACUCUAAAAGAUUCAUAAUCUCCAACAACCAGCGAAAUGUAAAAGACAUUUUAAAAGAAAAGUACAAAAACAUUAGCAGCAGGAGGUAUGACAACAGAUUUGAAAGAUGUAAAAGAUAAUUAAGAAUUGAAAAAAAGCAUUAUUAAUUUCUAAAAAAAUUAAUUUGGAAGAGAAAAAUCAAAAGCAUUAUAAGUAUUUAAAAAGGAUAUUUAAGAAAAAGAACUUGAAGUAUUAGAAUAAUAAUAAUAAUUUGCUAUUCCCAAUAGUUAAAUUCCAAAUUCAUCAAAUAAUAAAUUAUAUCAAAAGUAAAUCUAAAAUAUACCACGAAGAUCAUCUAAUGUUGAUGAAUUCAGUAAUCUAUUAUUAUCAUAAAAAUUUGGAAAUCUAACUCAUUAAUUAGAUUAAGAAUAAAAUAAAUGUUUUAUAAAAUAAUUAAGUAAAAAUAGUGAGAAUAGUGAAAUGUAAGAAUCAUUAAUAAGAAAAUAAAUUGAGAAUAAAGAAAGAAAAAUAUAGAUUGGAGGGGAAAAAAGAAGAAAGAAAAGAAAAACAACUAUAUAACUUGGAUAAUAAUCUUAACGUAAAUGUUAUUAAAAUUAAUAACCAAAUUUAAGUCCAAGUCUAUAAUAAAAAUAAUAAUUAAUGAUAGUAUUAGAUUAGAAAUUAAAAAGAUUAAGUAUUGGAGAUUCUAAAAAAUAAGUUUAAGCAAAUCAUAUGACAAGUGUUGCCUAGAUUGAAAUUUUAGGUGAAUCUUCUGAAAAUACAUAAGAUGAUUCAUUAUAACAAAAGAUAUUAGAUAUUGUUCAUACAAAUGAAAAUCUUCAGAUUGAUUGCUGUAAAUCUGCUCUGAUGUAUUUUCCUGAAUUUAAUAUAGAUGAAAUUCUUAAGAAAAUUGAUAAUUAUUAUUCUUUUGUAAAAGGAGUAGAAAAAAGAAUGUUUAAAAGAAGUAAGUCUAAUCGUAAUUUAUUUGAAAGAAUAAAACCAUCAAAAAAUGGAAAUAUAAAAAGUUUUCAAAUAAUAACUAAAUCUUAAUAAGAUGUAUUAAAACUUGAUAAAAAAUACUGA
Paramecium pentaurelia is the source of this 3853-nucleotide messenger RNA. Lineage: Eukaryota; Ciliophora; Oligohymenophorea; Peniculida; Parameciidae. The record is from the annotation of a GenBank genome assembly.